This is a messenger RNA of Calypte anna (Anna's hummingbird), 4279 nucleotides long. Its product is annotated as tropomodulin-3. The transcript has 11 exons. Gene Ontology annotation, biological process: myofibril assembly; muscle contraction; pointed-end actin filament capping. Gene Ontology annotation, molecular function: tropomyosin binding. Lineage: Eukaryota; Metazoa; Chordata; Aves; Apodiformes; Trochilidae. Gene Ontology annotation, cellular component: striated muscle thin filament; myofibril. The record is from RefSeq and is a predicted model, not a curated record. Bases 268 to 1323 code for a protein of 351 amino acids.
CCGGGGAGGCUGCACCGGGCCCGCUGUGCCCGCACGGCUCCAGGUGUCCCCUCUGCCCCCGGGACCCCUGAAAGCUGUCUGCGUGGUUCUUUGCGUGUAGGUGCAAGUGGUGUUGAAAGGAAUGUUUCUGAAAGUCAUGACCAAGCAGUCUGUGUGGUACAGACAUGCUAAUCAGUGCUACCAUAACAACUUUUCCGAGAUGUUAAAUCUGCUGAAGAAUAAAGCUUUGUGUUUGAAGUGUUUGAGCAACUUGUUCCUGCCCAAGUCAUGACACUCCCGUUUCGAAAGGACUUGGACAAGUACAAAGAUCUUGAUGAGGAUGAGAUUCUUGGCAAACUUUCAGAAGAAGAGCUGAAACAACUGGAAACAGUUUUGGAUGAUAUUGACCCUGAGAACGCGCUCCUGCCUGCAGGCUUCCGGCAGAAGGACCAGACUGCCAAAAAGGCCUCAGGGCCCUUCGACAGGGAACGGCUCCUGGCGUAUUUGGAGAAGCAGGCUCUUGAGCACAAAGACAGAGAAGACUACGUGCCUUUUACAAGAGAAAAGAAAGGAAAAAUAUUUAUCCCCAAGCAAAAGCCUGUCCAGUCAUACACAGAGGAAAAAUUCACUCUUGAUCCAGAGCUGGAGGAAGCUUUGACCAGUGCCACAGACACAGAAUUGGGUGACCUUGCAGCUAUACUGGGAAUGUCCAACUUGAUAACAAACAGUCAGUUCUGUGAUGUAGUAGGAAGCAGUAAUGGGAUUGACAAAGACAGCUUCUCAAAUAUAGUAAAAGGUGAAAAAAUGUUGCCUGUUUUUGAUGAGCCGCCAAAUCCCACAAAUGUGGAGGAGACUCUGCAAAGGAUUAAAGAUAAUGAUUCUCAUCUUGUUGAAGUCAAUCUAAACAACAUUAAGAACAUACCAAUUCCAACACUGAAAGAAUUUGCAAAAGCCUUGGAAACCAACACACAUGUGAAGAAUUUUAGCCUUGCAGCCACCCGAAGCAAUGAUCCUGUUGCUGUUGCUCUUGCAGAUAUGCUGAGAGUAAAUACAAAAUUAAAAAGCUUAAACAUAGAAUCAAACUUCAUCACUGGAGUUGGAGUUUUGGCACUGGUUGAUGCACUGAAAGACAAUGAAACACUGACAGAGAUCAAAAUUGAUAAUCAGAGGCAGCAGCUGGGCACACUUGCAGAAGUAGAAAUUGCCAAGAUGCUUGAAGAAAACACCAAGAUCCUCAAGUUUGGGUACCAUUUCACACAACAGGGACCUCGAGCCAGGGCAGCUGCAGCUAUCACAAAAAAUAAUGAUUUGGUUCGCAAGAGAAGGGUUGAAGGAGACAACUAGCAGAUCUUGGUGUCAAAAUUUUAUGGAGCUUUCAGGGAUUGUCAGAGCAUGCUCAUCACCAUGAGCUUUGGCAAUCUUGGACUACAUUUACCUGGGUUCGAAGGGAAAAGACUGGAAACCCCAUUCCUUUAAAAGCAAAACGAUGUUAAUGGUCUGUUGGUAGGCAUCACUUUUCAGAUUGAAACACAGUAACUGCCCCAGUCUCUGUACCAUAGGUUUUGAUUGUUUUUUUAAGAAAUUUUUUGUAUUUCAAAAUUUGGACUGUGCUUUCUACUUAAAAUGUAAUUACAAAUCAGUGGUAUGAUUGCCUGUAGUCAAAGAAUGGGACUUUCAAGAUCACUGGGCUGGUAAUGACCCAAUUGAAAUGUUUGUUAGAAAAUCUGGGGGUGCUUAUUUGUGUGGAGGGGUGUGUAUAUUCAUGUAAACAAUGCCUUAGUGAUAAGGGGUUCUUCACACAACAGUUGGACCCAUUGUGUGGAGCUGUUCAGCCUCGUUCCUAUGCACUGAAGUCUUUCACAGCUGUCUUAUUUGUAUUUCUACUUUUAAAAAAUUUUUAUGAAUUCUGUGGUUAAGUUUAAAGACAUCCCUUUAAGCCAAACAAGAGUAAAUUGGCUGAGGAUUUCUCCCAAGAGAUUUGAGGGACCUAUGAAAAAGUAGAAGCCAUGCAAAACCAAAACAAAACAAUGAGGACUCUUUGCUUAAUGAUAUUUUUUCUAUUACACCUAAAUCCUUGAAGUCUUUUUCAAAAGGUUGCUUAACUAUAUCUUGCUCUUCAACUGGAUAUGUUUUUAGACUGAUUACAUGUGUUCAUCAACAUUAUUUAGUUUAUAAUCUUUGUUUAAAAGUCUUUAUUUACAUUCAUAAGUAUCAAUUUCUUUUGAAGUAGUGGACAUGCAUUUGUUAAAUUCUGCAUUAUUUUGUACAGGAAAAGCAGCCUGUACUGUAAAACCACUGUCCUAAGUUGCUGGGAAAUGGAUAAAUCCCUUUUUUCAGGCUGUUGCAUCUAGCAAUUAAUGCUUCGUAUAAACCUAUCAUUUUUUAAUCAAGCAAUGAAGUAACAGUUUCAAGAAAGGAUUUUUUUUUUCUUGUCUAGGUAUGUCUUGGUGUUAAAACAGUACAUAAAGCAUGCAGAAAUUAACCAAAAUGCAGUGUCAAAUCAGUAUGGCAUAGUAAUUAAGUAUUUAAAAUUCCGUAUCUAAGCAAACUAAUAAGGCAACAAAAAUCACUUCAACUUCUGUACAUAAUCAUAGUAAACUACUCUGGAAUAAUAUGAAAAUCUAGGGGCUUUUUGGUGUGGGUGUGUUUGGGUGGCACUGUCCUAGUUUGCUCAAUGCCAUGAGAUUGGAAACUCACAAAAAUGUUGUAAAGAGCUACUGGGCUAUAUUUAUAACAACAGGGAAUUCAACUGACAGCUGUUUUGAAGGAUAUGGAUAAAAGUAUGGAGAGCAUUUUUUGUAUAGAAAAUGUAUUGGACUGAGAUGUUUGCAUCAGGCUGUAAAAACUUAACAGAGCAGCUCCCUGAUGCUGUGCCCAUGCUGUAAUUUGCUGCAGGUCUUCUUUUGGAUCUUCAAAACCAGACUUUAUGCCCCAGUUUUACUGCAACCAAACAAAGAAUUUUAAACUACGGUGCCUUCAGUGAGGAUGUAUAUAGCUGGUUUAUACUUAUGGAAGAAUAUUUUUUUUCCUUUCAAAAUCAACCUUUUAUUACAAUAAGUCAUAAAUGUGUGCUCUGAAAAGCAAGUCAGAAUUAAUUCUGUUAAAACCAAAGACUACACACACUAUAACUUUGAUACAACUAGAAGUGAUCUGACUAGUAAUAAAUCUUGUAUAUUUUCAAGAACUUUUUAAAUUUGAAAUUUAAGUUCUUGCAUGGUAUGCGUUAAGUCACAAAUUAGGUGUCUUUUUACAGGCAGUGCUGUAUAAAUGUAGCCAAAGCAUGUAAUGUGCUGAGUUGCCUAAAGCUAUAUUUACUUUUUAUUUGCUAGGCACAGUAACAUUUUUUUGUCAAAAACCAGGCUGUAAUGUCUUCCUUCAUUUGUUGAAGGGCUGCAUGUUCAUGGAAUCUGUUCAUAUGAUUUUAUGAUUAAUUAUUUGACCUUUAUCUGACAAGAUUAGGCAGUUAUCUUCUUGAUGAUGAAGGUGAAAAAUGAAAUGCUCAGUUACAAAAAUGAUAGCCCAAAGCCCUUCCUUUAUUAAAUCAAGUUUCACUGCUUAAUGAUUUAUAUUCCAAUCAAAGGCAGGGGCUUUUAACCUGCAACUCUCAGGUGUCCUGUCAUAGAUGAUAGCAGUGGACGUCAGUAGCAAUUUGCUUGUUGGCACUUUGAGGACAGGUGUCUGACAGGCUGGGCAUUGAAAAAGUUUAUUUUAUUUUUUUAAUCCGAAUGGUUUUGGUCUCCAAAUUGUUGCAAGGCUUUUGGCACAGUGCAUGGAACACUUACAACAGUCACUUUUGUGCCUGCAAUGUGUAUCCUUUUGGGAAUAAAUUAAGGAAUUCAGUCUGUAGCCAGGCAUCACAAACAAAGCGAAUGCUGAUGUGGUGCUGUCAACUAUCAAGUAUAGUUUGAUGAUUUUUUUUGAGUGUGAAAUGGGUAUUAAUUUCAUAACCAGCUCCCAUAAAUACCAUUAAAAGGUCGUCUUUCCAAAGGAGGUGAUGCUUUUUAUUUGUUGACUUGUCAGGCUUAAUGCAGGAAGACCACAUAUGUUGAUUCUGUUGGUUCUAAGCUAAAGCAUGGAAACACAGCCUAUAUUCCAAAGCAAUUAUCUUUAUGCUGUUGCAUUUUAAAGAGAGCACCUCAUUCUCUCUACACCUUGGGUAAUACUGUUUGUAAGCUACAAACGAGUAAGUGUUCAAUUUAAAUUUCCAUUGAGGAAACAUGAAUUGAAUGUUCAAGCAUAUCAGCACUGUAUGCUGUCCGAUUGUAAACCAGUAAAAGUUUUGGAUGAUUACUGUACUGUA